AUGAAUCCGCCCGCGGAGAGAGCAUAUGAGACGCUGAAGACGGAACUAAUAAAACGCCUUAGCCUAUCCCAGGAGCAUAAAACGCGUAGACUCCUGGAGCAUGAAGAAAUCGGCGAUAGGAAACCGUCGCAAUUUUUACGACACCUUCGCGGACUUGCCGGAAGCGUGGUUGGCGACGGCUUGUUGCGGACGGUAUGGCUGAGUCGAUUGCCGGCGUACAUUCAGCCACAUUUAGUGACACGCACAGCAGACACACUUGAGCAGCUGGCGGACAUGGCGGAUGCGAUUGUGGAGGCCACCCGGGCGCCCAUGUUUCAAAUCGCGGAGGCUGCGCGAGCCCCGGUACGUCAGGACACGAACGAUGAUGCCUCAAUCGAAGCAAAAUUAGAACUGCGUUUAGCGCAAUUUCGUUUGAGUCUGCAGCAGGAGUUGGCAGAGCAGUUGACGGCGAUCCGAAGAUCGAUCGAAGCGAUCGGUGAGCCGCGUUCUCGCAGAGACGACCGCAGCGACGGUCGACGCCGGAGGCGUUCGUGUUCAAGGUCGCGCCCUCGAGAGCAUGGACAUGCUUCAAACGGACUUUGCUGGUACCAUUGGCGUUAUGGACCAGACGCGCACCGAUGCGAGGCACCUUGUUCGGCAGCGCAGAGAAACAUCACGGCCGGUCGUUAA
Messenger RNA from Cyphomyrmex costatus, 669 nucleotides. RefSeq lists its product as uncharacterized. The record is from RefSeq and is a predicted model, not a curated record. NCBI's taxonomy places the organism in Eukaryota, Metazoa, Arthropoda, Insecta, Hymenoptera, Formicidae. The transcript has a single exon. The coding region runs from base 1 to 669 and encodes 222 amino acids.